AUGCCCGCCUUGGCCAUUAUGACGCAGACAGGGCUUGCCAACGCUGUGCAGAGGGAGGUGGUGGUGGUGGGCGGGGGAGUCGCAGGACUGUCGGCAGCCAAGACUCUAAUCGCAGAGGGCGUGAGGGAUAUAAUUCUGCUGGAGGCCCAGGACUAUCUCGGAGGAAGAGUCAAGACCUACAGGCAAGACGGCAUCCUGACGGAAGACGGGGCCGAAUGGAUCCACGGCGGCCGGGCCAACCGCCUCUACGGCCUCGCGAGGAGACUGGGCGCCCUCGCUGACCGGGUCCCUGAUUCUGCAUACGCCUGGAGAGCCAAAACGGAGUCGGGGCGGAAUCCCGACUUGGCGGGUUUUGACGUGGCCGAAAGCCUGUACGAAAUCUGUGAGAGAAACAAUGUGCUCCCCCAGUACAGCGACGACGGGUACGGGAAAUGCUACGCCGACAGGUUUCCGAUGAAGUACAGACGCUACCGAGCGAGGCGAUCGGAAAGCGAUGCUUGGCUUCAUUACCUGGAGAUGUGGGUGAACAAAGACACGGGCCUCGACGACUGGAUGCACCAGUCGGCACGCGACGCCGACCGCUUUACCGACUGGGGCUUCGACCAGUGGGACCAGUGGCGCAGAGGGUACGACGCUCUCGUCCAUCAUCUUACAAAAGCCAUUCCAGAUGGAAAGAUCAGGAUGGUUUCGCCCGUUUGCAAAAUUUUCUGGGAUCAAGGCGAAGACGCCCGGGCCCUAGUGGUCACUCAGGACGGUGCCUCCUACCUGGCCGACCACGUUCUCGUCACGGCCUCUGUCGGCCACCUCAAGGAGCGCCAGGCUAGCCUCUUCGAGCCCGCCCUGCCGCAGAAAUACCGAGAAGCAUUGGCGGUAACGGAGCUUGGACUCGCGGACAAGGUGCAGCUGGGAUGGGAGUCCCCAUGGUGAGGACACACAAACUUCAGCCUCAACAUCAUAUUCACCAAUAAUAUCCUAGGCGAAAGAUCUUGGCUAAAAGGAAUCAUGGAAUUCCUGACAGUACAUAAUCAGGGAAACAUGCUGCAAGCAUUCGUCCCAGGAGAGUAUGCCAAGACGAUGGAAAAUCUCGGCGAGAAAAAAGUAAAGCAGCACCU
This is a messenger RNA of Penaeus chinensis, 1112 nucleotides long. Its product is annotated as spermine oxidase-like. The transcript has 9 exons. The record is from RefSeq and is a predicted model, not a curated record. Gene Ontology annotation, molecular function: polyamine oxidase activity. The coding region runs from base 1 to 927 and encodes 308 amino acids. NCBI's taxonomy places the organism in Eukaryota, Metazoa, Arthropoda, Malacostraca, Decapoda, Penaeidae.